Oppia nitens is the source of this 1797-nucleotide messenger RNA. Its product is annotated as probable cytochrome P450 6a14. Lineage: Eukaryota; Metazoa; Arthropoda; Arachnida; Sarcoptiformes; Oppiidae. The record is from RefSeq and is a predicted model, not a curated record. Gene Ontology annotation, molecular function: heme binding; oxidoreductase activity, acting on paired donors, with incorporation or reduction of molecular oxygen; iron ion binding. Bases 1 to 1653 code for a protein of 550 amino acids. The transcript is spliced from 3 exons.
AUGAGUUGUUUAAGUGAGUUAUUAACAAAUAACUCAUUUUUAAUAUUAUCAAUCACAACGAUAAUAUCAAUUUUAACAUAUUAUCAUUUCAAAUGGAGUCGAGCACUAAACUAUUGGAAAUCACGUAAUAUUUCGGGACCCAAACCGUUACCCAUUUUUGGCAAUCAAUUAUCCCGUUUUUUUCAACCAUUUCCUACUGUCGAACUAGACUUGUAUAAAAAGUUUGGCAAAAUUUUCGGUGUCUAUGCGGGCGACAAACCCAGUCUAACUGUUGCCGACCCCGAACUGGUCAAACAAAUACUGGUCAAAGAUUUCCACUUAUUUCACAACCGACGGGAAAAUCCGACCAGACAUCCGAUUUUUUCGAAAAAUAUGUUCGCCGCUCGCGAUGACGACUGGAAACGUAUCCGAGCCAUAGCAUCGCCAACAUUUACUUCGGGAAAAAUGCGUAAAAUGUAUUCAUUAAUUAGGGAAUGUUGUAUGGAUUUUGUCGAACAUGUCGACCAAUUGGCCACUACUACUACUACAGGUGCCGGUGGUAGUAAAGCUCAGGUAGAGCUWAAAAAAUUAAUGGGCGACUAUACUAUGGAUGUGAUAGCCCGGUGCGCGUUCGCCACCCAUACGGAUACCUAUCGUCGACCGGACAACGAGUUUACCACWCGGGCUAACAAUAUAUUUACKACACCCYUGUGGCGUAUGCUAGUGUUGGGUGCACUGCCCAGUCGACUGUUUCGGGUACAAUGGAUCAGGCGGUUGAUUAUAGGUCAAGAAAAUUCAAUGUUUUUUAUUGAUGUUUCRCGUGAUUUGAUUGGCAAACGUAAACUAAAUCCCGGRAAAAAAUACAACGAUUUCUUGCAGUUGCUUAUGGAUGUCGAACGACCMGAUGAUAAUGAUAGCAAUGAGCACCGGGAGGUCAAYAACGAUGAUGAUAACGAAGCUCAUCACGUACUGGAAACCGGUGAAGACGAGCUCCGGGCUAAACGUCAAGCGCUGGUCAAUGUUGUCGAAAAAAAGUUGACCGAAAACGAAAUMCUWGCCCAAUGUUUCCUGUUUUUCAUUGCCGGCUACGAAACAACGGCUACAACACUGUCCUAUUGUGUCUACGAGUUGGCACUGAAUCCCGGAUUACAGGACCGACUGUAUGGGGAAGUCAGUCAAGUGUUUGACUCCGAUGGUAACAUCGACUAUGAAUUGCUAUCGCGACUACCGUUUAUCGAUGCCUUACUAUCGGAAACGUUGCGCAACUAUCCGCCAUUGCUGAGACUGGAACGGGAGGCUGCAGYUGAUGUCAAGYUAGGCUCAGGUAGUUCAACCGUUACCAUUGAAAARGGUGUAAUGGCYGAAAUACCGGUCUAUGCUAUACAUCAUGAUCCUGACAACUAUCCCGAACCGUUUAGUUUCCGACCCGAUAGGUUUAUGCCGGAAAAUCGGUCCGGUAUUAAACCCUAUACCUACUUACCGUUUGGUGCCGGCCCUCGAAAUUGUGUCGGGAUGCGAUUUGCACUGUUAGAAGCUAAGCUAGCACUGGCCCAACUUAGCAGGCGAUUCCGAUUUAGUCGGGUCACGGAUACGGAUGUACCCGUUGUGUUCAAUAAGGGUCGGUUCCUAUUGCAGGCCAAUCGCUUGGUGGUCGGCAUAGAGAAGCGGCGAUAAUAAUAAUACAGUAUAUAUACCAAUAUAUUAUUGGUAUUAUUAUUAUUAUAGACUACAUAAGCUAUUAAUUGAUUUGUUUUUAUUAUUAUCUUAAAAUAUAUUUUUUUCUAUCUAUAUAUAUUUGCCAAUAUAUUUAUAACUUUA